CUCAGUGCACUGAUAUACCUCCAAAUCAGAAUUGGCGCGCUCGGUUUCCUCCCCUCGACGACAACAGCCAAAGAAGGGAUCCUGAACCUCGGGCUCCACGAUCAAAUCCUCCUCUUCCAGUGGGUGCAAGACAAUAUUGCGAGCUUCGGAGGCGAUCCGUCUCAAAUCACACUCAUCGGCCUCUCAGCGGGUGCACACUCAGUAAGACUCGUCGACUUCAAUCGAGAGCACAUGACAACUGACAAUCUAGAUCGCCCAUCAUAUCAUGAACACCAACCUCGACCACACCUACUUCCACCGCGCAGUCAUCGAAUCCGGCGCCGCGACCUCCCGCGCCGUGCACCCUUACAAUGCCGCCCUCCACGAGACCCAGUUCCGCGAAUUCGUGGCCGCGGCCGGAUGCUCUCACCUCUCCUCCGACCACGAGAUCCUAACGUGCCUGCGCGCAGCCCCGUCCGCAGUCAUUACCAACGCCUCAUUCACCGUCUUCGACCGCUAUAACCCAUCAGUCCGGUGGGCCUUCCAACCAGUUAUCGACAACGCCCUCAUCAAGCAGCCGCCCAUCGACGCCUGGCACUCAGGCCACUGGAACCGCGUCCCCAUCCUGACGGGCUUCAACACCAACGAAGGAACCUAUUACGUGCCCACCACGCUAGCCACCUCGGACGAAUUCAUGCAGUUCUUCCGCACGCUCCUACCCGCCUACACCGACCAGGAUAUCCGCACAAUCGACGAGCUCUACCCGGAUCCUGCAGUGCACGAGUCCUCCCCGUACCUCGAGACGCGCAACAUCAGCGUGGGGCCACAGUAUAAGCGCGUCGAGGCUGCGUACGGCCAUUAUGCCUAUGCGUGUCCGGUGCGCCAGACUGCGCGGUUCGCGUCGGCCGGGCAGCAGGAGCCGGUGUUUUUGUAUCGGUGGGCUCUGAAUAAGACGGUACAGGGUGGAGCCAAUCACGGGGACCAGAUGGCGUACGAGACAUUCAAUCCGGAGGUCAGGGCGAUUUCGAAGGCGCAGGCGGAAGUGGCGGGCACGUUUCAUGCAUAUAUCACUUCGUUCAUCGUGAGGGGGGAUCCGAACGCUGUGAAGGGAAGGUUCGCCCAUAGGCCGCGGUGGGAGCCAUAUGAUGGGUCGCAAGCGAGUGGAAGAAGGAUCAUGGUGCUUGGAGAGGGGAAUAAUGAGCGGGCUGGUGGCCGAAGUGUGGGGACCACGGCUCAGAUGGUGGAUGACGAGUGGAGUAGGAGGGAAUGUGAGUUUUGGUGGACGAAGAGCGGUGUCUCGGACUAAAGGGUGUGGCAGAGUAUAUAGUGCUGAGUGAAAAGCAGUCCAUUGUACAGUAGCUGGCGAUGCAA
Messenger RNA from Aspergillus saccharolyticus JOP 1030-1, 1350 nucleotides. Its product is annotated as putative extracellular lipase. Lineage: Eukaryota; Fungi; Ascomycota; Eurotiomycetes; Eurotiales; Aspergillaceae. The record is from RefSeq and is a predicted model, not a curated record. The transcript has a single exon. The coding region runs from base 266 to 1285 and encodes 339 amino acids.